GGAGAACUGAAGCUAGACUGAGGAUUCUCCAUUCCCUAGAAUCCCUCCCCUAUAGAAGAGAAUGUCAAGGGCUGUUUGGUUUAAAUAUUUUAAAAACCAGCAAUGAGCCCUUGGCUUCUACAAAAAAAUGAUAUAGGCCGCUAUCCGAAAUUGUUAGUCAGUCAUCCCCGAGACAUGGACACGCUGCGUACUCUGGAGCCCUUGCACCACAUCUGCCGAGUUGCGAAUCUGUGGCACUGGCGACUGGCCCCUCCGCCAGACGCCGACGGCCUUCUGCUCCGACGAUCGCGCUGGCUGGAGGCCUACGGCUGGAGCGUCUUUGUGGCCGCCACCUGCGUCGCCGCCUACGGCCUGUUCGUGGAGGGCGCCGAGAAGGACCCCGACGAGACGACCGUCACCAGCAUCGGGCAUACGGUCGACUUCAUCCAGCUGGUAAGCAUGCGGGUGGCCCACUUGGCCGCCCUGCUGGAGGCCGUGUGGCAGCGGAAGGUGCAGCGAGAACUUUUCGCGGAGCUUGGCGAGAUCGAGCGCCUGCUGGCAAUGGAGCUACACGCGGACGUGGAUGGGGGCCGUCAGGGGCUGCGCCGCCAGCUCGGACGACAAGCCGUGUGGCUGCUCUGGGGCUACGCGGUUAGCCAGAGCCUGAUUUUGGUCGCCAAGCUGCUGGGGCCCGGGCAUGUCUUUCCCGUCUACUGGAUCUACUAUUUGCUGCCCUUGCUGGUAUGCGGUUUGCGCUACUUCCAGAUCUUCACCGCAGUACAGACCAUCCGCUGGCACCUCGACAUUUUACUCCAGGCCCUGCAGCAGCUGCAAGAAAAGGGGGUGGUGGUCGGAGACCACGGAGGAAGCUGCAUGGAGGCAGAGGACCUGGCCAUGAAACGCCUCGUGGCUGUGCGACUGAUCUACCAACGCGUCUGGGCGUUGGUUUCCCUGGUGAACCGCGGCUAUGGCAUCUCCAUGCUCCUUCUGGUUGGCAACGAUUUUCUGGCCAUAACCUCCAACUGUUACUGGAUAUUCCUCAGCUUCCGACAGUCGGACGCCUCGCUGGGUGACAUCCUAAACAUCCUGGCCAGCGCCCUGUGGUCCGCCCCCCAUUUGGGCAACGUCCUUAUUCUAUCGCUGCUCUGCGACCGCACCACCCAGUGUGGCACCCGCCUGGCCUUGGGCCUUCACCAGGUGAGCGUAAAUCUGCGAAACGACGUCCACAACGCCUUGAUAACUCAGUUCUCGCUGCAGUUGCUCCACCAGCGCCUUCACUUUAGUGCCUCCGGAUUCUUCAACGUGGACUGCACCCUCCUUUACACGAUCGUGGGCGCCACCACCACCUACCUGAUCAUCCUGAUACAAUUCCACAUGAGCGAGGGCUCUGAAGCAGGAUCAGGAAAACACGACUAGGAAUCAUCCAACAUCGCCUAGCUCUGUGAAUUCAUACCCGAUCCGAAAGCGUAUCCUUUCUUAUUUUUGAAACUUUAUCAUCUUUUUAUGGCUUCUCAUGAUCAUAACUUAGCUUAUAGGACUCUGAUCCAGGAAUGGUACAUCUAUCCGAUUUAUAAUCUAUUUUUGGAUGCAGAUCUAUGCCGAUUAGUGUCCUGAUUUAUAAAGUGUAUACCGUUUUGGAAUCCAUUGCGAAACAGUGAAAAUAUUGACUAAAACGUGCAUCAGAAGUUCAUAAUUUGAACCAAUAAAAAAAUUCAAAAACCGAAUCUCAAUUAUUUUCGUUUCUGAAAGGGAAAAGUCUAUUACUCGCCUAAUACUUGGCAGAUCAUGUAAUUUUAUACCUUUUUCCGAUCUUAGAACUGUGAGUAGAAACACUAUAUUUUAUAUAAAACCUAGCUAAAUAAUUUUUAAUUUAUAAAUAUAGAACUAUUAUAUAGAAAACGGAUUGAGCAUCAACAUACUGAUCCUGUAUUUCGAGUUUCUUAUUUUGCAAAGCGAACGAUUAUUCUAAGUAUUGAUUAAGUUGAAAUAUUUUAAUAUUCCCACCUCUAACUGAACUAAACAAUCGAUUAACGAACCUGUUUUUAAAUUUCUCACCUCUAGUAUAAUAUUUUGAAUUUCCCACCACUAACUAGGCGAUCUAAAAAUAUCGAUGGUUGACCCGGUUUUUAAAUAUCUCACCACUUGUAAAUUAUUUUGAAUUUUCCACCUCCAACGCGGCAAUUUAAAAAUAUCUAUGAACUAACCGGAAUUUAAAUUCCCCUUCUUUAGCGAAGGACAAUUUUAAAUCACCAUAAAUCAUAUACUUUACAAACCUAAUAUUGAAUUCCUCACCUCAACAGGAAAACGAAGGUCUCCUGGAUAUGACAAAUGCAUCAGGAGAUUUGCAGGGUACCAUGAACAAAAUGAACACAAAGGCGACAUUCCACAAAGUACUGCGGCACGUUAAUGUAGAAGGACGGUGAAUAGCAGAGGUGGAAAGAAAGUAUUCGUAGUACCAAUUUAUACACGAUCGGUUCUUACAGACACGACAUUUUUUAAAUUAAA
Drosophila ananassae is the source of this 2484-nucleotide messenger RNA. It is a transcript of the gene Gr2a, whose product is annotated as putative gustatory receptor 2a. The transcript has 5 exons. The record is from RefSeq and is a predicted model, not a curated record. NCBI's taxonomy places the organism in Eukaryota, Metazoa, Arthropoda, Insecta, Diptera, Drosophilidae. Gene Ontology annotation, biological process: sensory perception of taste. The coding region runs from base 103 to 1395 and encodes 430 amino acids. Gene Ontology annotation, cellular component: membrane; neuronal cell body; dendrite.